CACGUGGUACCAUCUCCAAAAAUUGCACUCCGCAUCAACAAAGUCGCGAUAGCAGGCCCAACCCAGCAGCCUCACAACGCCAGGAGAAACCAGGUAACCCAAAAUGCCAACCCCUAUCCCGUCCUUCCUCCUCCCCCGAGGGGCCCCUUCAACCCUAAUCAUGCGCACCCUCCGACGCCAACCACAACGAACAUUCACGACAACGCGCGCAGCCUUCAAAAAAGCCAAAAGCAAUGCCAAUGCCAACAGCAAACCCCGCGUCCUGGAAAAACCAGACAAAUUCCGACCCCCAUCACACCCCCAGCGCUAUGUAGCGCCAUCCCCCAAAACGCACCUCCAGGCCAACCAUUCGAAUACGGUCCUCGCACAACCCCCAAGGAAAUCGAAGAGCAGAAUACAAAGCAGUAUCCGAAUAUGUUCCCACCCCAGGGGACGGUUAUGCAUAAGUUUUUGACCAGUAAAUGGAUUCAUAUUUGGAUUGCGAUGAGCAUUCUCUUCUCCCUAGCAACAUUCACCUUCACAACAAACUUCAAAGCAACCUCCCCCUUCGCCCAUCUCCUCCCAUCCUGGUCCGAACUCCUAACCAGUCCCUUCGGCACGAUUUCGCGCGCCUUCUCUGUGUGGCGUAUGCAUGUGCAGCAUGAAUCUAUGCGUGUGCGUGAACAGAGGCAUCGCCGUGUUGAGGAUGCUGAGAAGAGGAAGAUGUAUCGGGUUGCGCAUGGAUUGGAGGAGGAGGAUGCUAAGAAAGAGGAUGGUGGGGCGGAGAAGGAGGUGGAUGUGCAGAGUCCUGUUGCUGUUGAGGUUGGUGAGGGGGAGUUUGUUGAUUGGGAGGGAAAGAAGAGGCCCGUUAAGAAGUGGUUUGGGAUUUGGUGAUUUCCUGUGUCACUUUUGGGCUAAGGAGGGAGAUGUGUGUGGUGUGAUAUGAUAUGAUAUGACAUGACAUCGCCAGUUGGGAGCUUGUUAUAUGCAGUGGAAACGGGGAUUAUGGGUUGGAAUGGAUAGUCCAGAUUCGGGCAUUCUGAUAUCCGAUAUUGAUAUUGAUUGAUC
This is a messenger RNA of Penicillium canescens, 1047 nucleotides long. RefSeq lists its product as uncharacterized. The record is from RefSeq and is a predicted model, not a curated record. NCBI's taxonomy places the organism in Eukaryota, Fungi, Ascomycota, Eurotiomycetes, Eurotiales, Aspergillaceae. The annotation marks the transcript as partial. The transcript has 2 exons.